AAUUUUACUGUAACAGUUUCAGAAUAGUUAUUACGGCUUGUUUCUUCAGUGCAUUUGUAUCUAUGUAAUUAAUUAAUGGUCACUGGGGUCAUAUUGAUUUUACUGUGCAACAGUUUCAGAAUAGUUUUGAACAUAAACAUGAUUCUGUUGUGUUCUGUAUAAAUUAUCAGUCGCCUGAAACUCUGACGUAUCCGGCCCCAAAACCUAGAUCUACGCUCCGGCCGUCCAAUAUAUAGCCAAUAUAUAGCAUGCUACAAGACGCAUAUAAUUUCAAUUUAGAAGAGCACUGUUGUAAUCUAUUCUCAAAUGUCCUCUAUUUUUUUUCUGUAUUUCAUGGGUCUUUCUUCCUUCUAUUCUUCAUAAUGCUUAAAGUUUUAUUAUGUCCAUGCAACAUUUCUGAGCCAUUAAUUACUUACUUUAAAUUUUAAAAUUUGAUUCAGGGUAAAGCUAAAAGUUAAAAAAUCAGACUAAGCCAACGGAUUAGGAUAUAUAUAGGAUAGACUUGUUUCUUACUCGGUACGGUAGGAAAACCAUUCUGUUAAUAUGAUAUGGGCUACAAUUAUCAUUCAUAAACGCUAAAAGACAAUUAAUUUCUAGUAAUCAAUCAGGCGAUUUUUUUAAUUGUUUCCAUAUUGCACUUGAUGAUCCAAUAUGAACCAAAUAGUGAACGUGAAAUCUACUAUCUCAAUCCCAGAAUAUAAGAAUUUUUAAAGUUAGAUACAGUUAUUAAGAAAGUAGGAAUAUUUAAUAGAGGAAGGUUGACAUUUGUUGAAACCUGGAGAUAGGUAGGGAUAUUGAAUGUUGGAAGGUGUGAUUAGUUAGGAAGAGAAUGCUGAUGGAAAAAUUGUUUCGUUUUAAGAUAAAUUGUAAAGUGUACAAUUUGUUAUAUUUUGGGACGGAUGGAGUACAUUUUUUCGGAUAAUGUCAAGUUAUAGUUGUUCAAUUAAAAACAGUAUUAACGUGUUUAAUUAUAUAGUUAUAUACAUUUAAAUAUGUAUCAAGGCCCCCCUCAGUCGUAUAGAAAGAACAACCUAAUAUAGCUGUCACAGAUUUGCAGUAGAUUGCAAUUUGCAAGUGACAAUUUUGUUAUAUUGUUUGGCGAUGCUGAAUUUAGUGUGAACAAUAUAUCUGUACUUUUAUUUCCUCAGCUUGCUUUGUGGUCUUUUAAUUAAUUCAAUAAUUACACCGCUGGCAUAUGAACUUGCGAGGUGGGUGCGAUUUAGUACGUAAACAAGUAAAUCACUUAUUUUGAUGCAUAAACCUGUCUAGUGUGUACAAUCCAAACCCAAAAUAAUACAUCAUAACUAAUUUCACUAAGUUGAAUACUGAUUAGGAUUGUUAUAUAGGCUUUCAUGUCAAGAUGAGGUUACCUAAAUACACAUAUGUUCAAUCAAAUAUAUAAAAGUCAUGUUAAUUAUACAUAUUAAAGGUGAAUAUAUACAAAAUAAUAGAAGAAAUAAUUGUUACCCAUUUACAAACACGACAUUUGUCAUGCCCUUGAUCGUUUGUGCACGAAAUUAUAUAUCAGACUAACUCAACAUGAUUAGUCACAAAUAUAUCGAUUUGAACUAUUUCGCACUACAUACUAGACAAGUUUGCACAUCAUAAUAAGCAAUUUAAAAGUUUAUGUACUAAAAUACAGUCACUUCAUAAGUUUGUAUACCGGCGACACAAUUUAAUUACUCUCUAAUUAAUUUCUUCCUGCCGCGUAUGAACAGUGUUUUUUUUUUAGCUAUGCUACAUCGUCAUCAUGCAAACCUAAGUCUGCUAGUACGGCAGAUAUCCCUUAGUUUUUUGAAUGCUUGCAACACUGACUGUAAACAUUAUUCAGCAGAAGGCCAAGCAGAAAUUUGCAUUGAAACUCUGCUCACCAACUUGACGGCCUGCUGGGAGAGAAGCAGGACAGGGAGCAACCGACCCGAGUGUAAGAUUCCGUUAUUAUGCCCUCCGCAGAGGCCGGCUGCGGUGUGCAUCGGCCCCAACCACCACAAUCCCUUCUACCACCUGAUGGAGCAGGAGAAGAAGGUGAUGCUCUACGGCAUUCUGAUCCUGGUGGACGAGCAGCACAAGGCUGCCGUGCUGAGGAGAUUAGUGGAUGCGGUCACUGCCCUCGAAAGCGUUGCGAAGGAGCAUUAUUACAUGGAGCAGGUGCCUUGCGAUGCCAUGAGACGUACUGCGGGUUUCGUGCAGAUGCUGCUCCUCGACGGAUGCUACAUCCUUGGCAAGUUCGUGCUCCAUGACCUCUUACCCGUCAGGGCCAACGGUGCGGGGACGAGCCAGCAGCAGCAACAUGGUACUGGAAGCGCGAUGCAGAACAUGGAAUUGGUGCGCGACGUGUUCUACCGCCUGGAUAACCAGAUACCCUUCUGUGUCCUCCGCGCCAUCUACGGGGUGCUCCGUGAAUGUAGAACCACGCCGGGGGUGAUGGCGAGGGAGCUCGAUGAGACGUUGGCCGUCCAAGUCCAGGCACUUCUCAAACAUUUCGGAUACUCCAUUAGGAACCAAGUGCCCCGCGAGAUCUGGCACCUGCAUCACAUGCUGCACAAGCACUUCGUCCCACAGGACGAUCCUAUUCCUACCGGCGAUGCUGUUCGGCUGCCGGUCGACGUCGUCGACACCGGCCGGAGAUCAGCUACGGCAGCCGCCCCCACCUUGUACCGGUGGCGCGCAGCGACGUUCUACCAUGCCACCGGCGUGAUCUUCAUGAAACGCCACCUCCGCCACGGCGCCAGCAGCGGCGCGUGGCGCUGGUUCGUCGACGGCGGCGGCGCCCGCUCCGUUCUGGACGUGAAGUUCCAUCCGCUGACGCUGCGGCUGAGCAUCCCGCCGCUCAUGGUGGACAUGAACACGUCCACGGUCCUCCGGAACCUGAUGAUGCUGGAGCAGCACAACCCGAGCCUGGGGAGCCAGGUCACGGCCUACUGCUACUUCCUGUCGCAGCUAGCCGGCACGGCGAGCGACGUCGCGCUCCUCGCCAAGAAGGGGAUCAUCGUGAGCCUCCUGGCCAGCGACGGCGACGUCGCCAGGAUGCUCGGCGAGCUCUGCGUCGGCAUCACCAUCAACCCGGCCGACGAGCGCAGCCACAACUACCUGCUCGACACGAGGAAGGGCCUCGAACGUAUGUACAAGACCCGCGUGAUUAGGUGGAUAGCGCAGCUCUACCACCGCUACUUGAGCAAUCCGUUCGUGCUGACGGUGCUGGUGGCUGCCAUGGUUGGAUUUGUCUGUGAACUUAUACAGGCAAUCUAUGCAGUCAAGUCCUUCAAGCGCCGACCAUAACAUCUACAUGUGGAGCUGGCAAACCUUAAAUAUCGAA
Oryza sativa Japonica Group (Japanese rice) is the source of this 3316-nucleotide messenger RNA. RefSeq lists its product as uncharacterized. NCBI's taxonomy places the organism in Eukaryota, Viridiplantae, Streptophyta, Magnoliopsida, Poales, Poaceae. The record is from RefSeq and is a predicted model, not a curated record.